AUGGCGACGGUCGCAGCCACCGGAGGAAGUAAAGAGGCGCGCCGCCGCCGUAUCAUCGAGCGUGGAGCCGACCGAUUGGCGCUCAUCACCGGCCGCAUCCAAUCCCUGCCCCCCGACCCCGACACCGACCAAUCACGUCCCCCGGUCACUCCCUCUGCUCAAAUCCCCUCCGAUGCCGUCAAGCUUGAGAAUGCACUCUCUGAUUCGCCACCAUUGCCGAAUCUUGAAGAACCUAGCCAGCUCCAUACUCUUGUCGAGAAUAAAGAGCCUUUGCCAGAAAACAGUACAAAAGGCAAAAAUAUUAUGUCUAGCCCAGUGGCCCUCGAGAAAGAAGAAACAUCUGAAAUCUCACAAGAACAAUCCCAACUCUCAUCAUCCACACAAAGAACUCAGGUAGACCAAGCUGAACCUAGCCAGCGUAACCCAUUUACAGCCGCUCAUAUUUCAUCUGCAAUUACAGCCUCUGAAAAUAUCCGUAUGUGUUGCUCUGUAGCAGCUGCAAUCUUAGUAAUCUUGUCAUAUGUCAAAUUUCCGAUUCUGGGUGGGGAUAUUAUUAGGAAUAUCGUAACUUUCAAGCCUCUCUAUCUGCUUCUGCUGACAAAUAUAUCGAUUGUGCUUGCUUGGCUUAUUUUGGGGAUUCAAAGUUCCGGGUUAAAGACUGGACGAGCGACCAGUGCUCCUAAGUUUGGUGGUAAUGAUAUGGUUGAUCGGCUGGGGGAAGUUCUUGAGAAGGGUUUGCUGAUGCAGAAAAUAUUAGAGGCGAUGUUUAUGGACUUUGGAAUUUAUGCGGUUGUGCUCGUCUGUGGUCUCUCAUUGUUAUAA
Striga hermonthica is the source of this 822-nucleotide messenger RNA. NCBI's taxonomy places the organism in Eukaryota, Viridiplantae, Streptophyta, Magnoliopsida, Lamiales, Orobanchaceae. The record is from the annotation of a GenBank genome assembly.